This is a messenger RNA of Candidula unifasciata, 330 nucleotides long. NCBI's taxonomy places the organism in Eukaryota, Metazoa, Mollusca, Gastropoda, Stylommatophora, Geomitridae. The record is from the annotation of a GenBank genome assembly.
CUUCAGGAUGACAUAGAGCGGCUGCGAGGGCGGUUAAACGCCUGCUGCCGGGAACAAGAGGACCUCAAACGGCAGGUCAGCCAACGAGAAGAUGUCUUGGCCGUCUAUGAGGGCAAGUUCGAGGACAUGCGAUAUGAGCUGAAGGAGAAGGAGAAGGCCAACCAGCGGGUGGUGGACUGUCUGCAGGACAAGGUGUUGACCUACCAUGAGCAGCUGCAGCAGAAAGAGUCCUGUCUGAUGGCCUGCAGGAACGAAGUGAAAGCCCGCGAGGCCGCCUUGGAGGAGGCCCGGAAUGAUUUCGCAUGUGAGCUUCAGCAGAAGGAGGCAGCC